This is a messenger RNA of Penicillium olsonii, 609 nucleotides long. The record is from the annotation of a GenBank genome assembly. NCBI's taxonomy places the organism in Eukaryota, Fungi, Ascomycota, Eurotiomycetes, Eurotiales, Aspergillaceae.
AUGCACGCCUCCUACAUCUCUCUGGCCUUCUUCGCCAUCGGCGCCAUUGCCGCACCCUCCGUCCCCAAGCCCAGCAGCAUGGGCGACAUGGCGGGUGGAUUCCCCUUCAACCCAUCCGGCUCCUCUAGCGUCGAGGACCCCGACAGCGAUGGCUUCGACAACCCCUUCCCUCAAGCCAUGCAAGCCCUCGAGCAGGUCCAGUCUGCCCAGGCUGAGCAGCCCACUCCCACUCAGGCCGCCUUCGCUAAGCCCACCCACGCCGCGAUGAGCUUCCCUGCCCCCGCCGUGUCGCAGGCCCCCGUCGCCGCCCCGGCCCCUAUUGUCUCGGCCAAGGCCUCUCCUUCUGCCGUUCCUUCCAGCCGUGGUCUCUUCCACUCUUCUGCUAAGCCUUCCGCUAAGCCCUCCGCUCAGCCCUCUGCCCAGCCAGCCGCUGAGCCCUCUGCUAAGCCUUCCGCUGCUAAGGCCUCUGCCACCCCUCACUCUUCCAGCGCCACUCCUUCUCCCAGCGCCUCUGCGCCCGCCGGUCCCCUCGGUGAACUCGUUCACGGUAUCCCCGUUGUCGGUGGCCUCAUCGGCGACGGCCUCGGCGGCCUUGGUCUCCGCCGUUAA